This is a messenger RNA of Heterocephalus glaber (naked mole-rat), 1689 nucleotides long. It is a transcript of the gene Inka1, whose product is annotated as inka box actin regulator 1. The record is from RefSeq and is a predicted model, not a curated record. Lineage: Eukaryota; Metazoa; Chordata; Mammalia; Rodentia; Bathyergidae. Gene Ontology annotation, molecular function: protein serine/threonine kinase inhibitor activity; protein kinase binding. Gene Ontology annotation, cellular component: nucleus.
ACCUGAUGACCAGUGACGAUCCGGUUGGAGAGCGCCACCCACCCCGCACCGAGAGCCACCACCUAACCCCCACUAGGGAAGCGGAUGUCAGUGCUUCGCUGCGCUCCCGUUAGAGGGCGGUCCAGGGAGACGGCUGGGACUUCGCCGAGGCCCGUCCCCUAACGCUGCGAGGUCCUGCACUCCUAGAGGAUGCAGAGGGGCUGAACCCCAAUCCUAUUAUUUCUAGGGACCGCUGAGGCCAGUCUCAAGAACGGGCCAGUCCUCGAGUGCACCACAACUUCGCCAGGUCCGACGAUCACUGUCGCUCUGCCCACAUGUGGGGGUAGCACGGAGUCCUCGUGGGAAGGACCGCUCUUCCACCGUGGAACAAAUGGGCAAGCUGAGGCUACUGUGGGAAAGCGACCUGUCCCGCGUCAGGCACUGAACCCAGGAUUAGCUAAACCUCACUGCAUGUCAGGGGGUCUCUAGCUGAACCCAAGCUGGCGCCUAGCUAAGGCCCCGCCCCUUCACGCAGAACAAACGCAGUGUGGAUGGGACGCCCGGGUCACCCGCGCCGCGGAGCUCGAGGGGCGGUGCUGUAAGGGGCGGGGUCGCUGCAGACUUACUCCACCCUCAUUGGCUGCGCCGCGGGGGGCGGGGCGCGGCUGCCAGAUGUUGGAGCGGCGGCGGCUGAAGCUGCUAGGAGUCCGACGGAGAGUGAGGGCGCCAGGCAAGCCAGCACAGCCAGCCUGGCCAUGUCUGAGCCGCUCCUCCGGGUCGAGGAGGUGCUAGCAGCCCUGGAGGGCGCUCUGGCACCGACAUGCACAGCGCGCGUCUAGACGGCUUCCUGAGUCAGCUCCGCUGGGAAAUGUUGUGUAGCCGGAACACAGGCUCAUCUCCAUUGCCUGGCCCCCUGCAGUCAUCCCCCAAAACUGACCCAGGUGUGCAGCCUGGCCACCAGCUUGGGGCCUCGGAUGCCCUGGAAGAAGACUCUGUCUGCUGUGUGGAGGAAGAGGAGGUGGUCGCCUUGGCGACAAAAGACAGGGGUGCAGUCUUGGGGGGUCACAGGGAGCACAGUCUAGACUGGGACUCAGGCUUCUCGGAGGUGUCAGGCAGCACAUGGCGAGAGGAAGAGUUGCCUGUACUCCAGCGCCCAGCACACCAAGCACGGCCCUGUCAGAGUCAGCGGCUCUCAGUCAGUGGCCUCCCACUGCCCAGCGCAGCACCUGUAGCCAGCACCCCAUCUGCACACCGUCCACGCCCCAAGUCCACCCCAGAUGCCUGCUUGGAGCAUUGGCAGGGACUGGAAACAGAGGACUGGACAGCAGCCCUGCUGAACAGGGGUCGAAGUCGCCAGCCUCUGGUGCUAGGGGACAACUGCUUUGCUGACUUAGUUCACAACUGGAUGGAGCUACCUGAGGCAGCACGUGAAGGGGGCGAUGACGGUGCACCCCGUGCUCGUGCUCGGCCCCCCCAGUUCUUGGUUGGUCUCUCUGAGCAGCUGCGGCGCCAGCUGGCCAGGGCUCGGCGAGCAGCUAUGGCAGGAAAGCGGCUCUCAUGCCCACCUCGCUCAGAUCCUGAACUGCCUGCAGAUGUCUCUCGCUUUGCAGCCCUCAUGAAUUGCCGCAGCCGCCAACCCAUCAUCUGCAAUGAUGUCAGCUACCUCUGACCCUGCCCUCCAGUCGGGGACAAUAAAAGCCUUUUUCUAUA